AUGGCGACUGUAGGAAAAAGGAAGCGAGACGUCAGCUCUGAACUCACAAAUAUAAAUAAUAACAAUGAAAACACUUUAAUCAGAUCACCUGAACCUGGUCCAGGAGACAGCACACAAAAACUGCAGUUUGUGGAAGGAUCCAUAGUUCGGAUUAAAAUGUACAACUUCCUAACAUAUGACUUCUGCGAGGUGUAUCCAGGACCAAAUUUAAACAUGAUCGUGGGAGCUAAUGGUACAGGGAAAUCGAGCGUAGUUUGUGCAAUCUGUUUGGGUCUAGCCGGAAAGACUUCCUUCAUUGGAAGAGGCGAUAAAAUUGGACUUUAUGUGAAGCGGGGAUGCAACAAAGGCAGCAUUGAAAUUGAGCUUUACAAGCCUGAUGGGAACCUUGUGAUUACUCGAGAAAUUCAAGUUGAAAACAAUCAGUCAAUGUGGGCGAUCAAUGGGAAGCAUGCAACUCAGAAAAAUGUGGAAGAAAAGGUUGCUGCGCUUAAUAUUCAAGUGGGCAACCUUUGUCAAUUCUUGCCUCAGGAGAAAGUUGGGGAGUUUGCAAAAAUGUCAAAAAUUGAACUGCUUGAAGCGACUGAGAAGUCAAUUGGGCCUCCGGAGAUGUACAGGUUUCACUGUGAUUUAAAAAACUUCCGUUCAAAGGAGAGGGAGCUAGAGAAUUUGUGCAAAGAGAAAUCCAGUUUCCUGGAGAAAAUGAAGCAGAGAAAUGAGCGGUACAAACAAGACGUGGAACGUUAUUACGAGAGGAAACGGCACUUGGAUAUGAUCAACAUGCUGGAGAGGAAAAAGCCUUGGGUGGAAUACGAAACUGUUAGGAAGCAGUAUGAAGGUACGAAGAAUGAGCGCGACCAGGUGAAAAAAGAUUUGAAAAAGUUAAAAGAUGACCAGGCACCGAUGCUACGCAAAAUCCAGGCUUUUGACAGGCAAAUUGAAGUCAUUGAGAAGAAGAUGAAGGACAAGGCUUUGGAUAUCAAAGAAACAUCACAAAAGUAUAAGCAAAAACAAGACAUGCUGGAUCGUAAGGACAGAGAGAUUGAAGAUAUACAGCAGGCACUGAAUCUUAAGCGGGACGAAGAGACGGACCGGCAGAAGAGGAUUAAUAACACGCGACGCAUGAUCAAGGACUGGCAGAGCGAACUGAGCAGCAUCGGAGACCUGGACCACGUGCAGCCUCAGAUAGAUAGCAUCAACUGCCAGCUGCGGCAGAUUCAAGAGGAGAAGGCCAGUGCUGACGGGGAGCGCACAGACCUGAAGAGAGAGAGGGACAACCAGGAGAGUGAGAGGAGAAGACUAGCUAAUCUCUCCAAGAAAUUGGAAGAUAUGAUGAACAUGAAACAGGAGAAACUUCGGGAGAGGUAUCUAGACACCUAUAAGGCAUUCACAUGGCUAAGAGAAAACAAAGAGCGGUUCAAAGGCAAAGUCUACGAGCCCAUGAUGCUUGUGAUACGUGUGAAAGAUCCUAGAAGUGCAAAGUUUAUUGAGAACCACAUUCCACUUAAUGAUCUCAGGGCCUUUGUAUUUCAAAAACAAGAAGAUAUGGAAAUAUUCCUGAAGGAGAUACGUGACACCCAGAAAUUAAGGGUAAAUGCUGUCCUCGCACCUGCCCAGUCAUGUGCAAACAGGCCGCCACCAAGACCAAUCGAGUACUUGCAGCGUUACGGAUUUUACUCAUUCUUGCGAGAGCUGAUUGAUGCCCCGGAGGAGGUUAUGAGCUAUCUCUGCCACCAGUACAGAUUGAACGAGGUUCCAGUUGGGACUGAGAAGACCAAAGCAAUGAUUGAAACAGUUAUAAGAGAGUCCCAGCUGAGACAGUUUUACACAGCAGAAGAGAAAUAUAUUGUGAAAAAGUCCAACUACACCAACAAGACAAUUUCCAGUAACUCUGCUCUGCGCCACCCUCAGUUCCUCACAUUGACUGUGGAUGCUGAUGAAAGAAGGCAGCUUGAGGAACAACUAAAGACGAUUCAACAAAAGAUGCAGACAUUGGAUUCACAAAUGAAGGCCCUGUCGGAACGUCAGAAUGUGCUGGAUCGUAGGGACAAUGAGCUCAGAAUGCAAAAGAAAGACCUGUCUGAGCUGAAGGGAAAGAAAAGGCAACUGGAACAGAAAAUUAGCACCAAACAAGACAGUUUGAAGCAGAUGGAACAGUAUGACAUCAAUCUACAAGAAGAAGAAGAACGGACGAAAGCAAAGAUAAAGGCAGUCAAUGUCCAGAAAGUCAAGCUUGUAUCCGAACUCAUGCUGCUUAUAAAAGACUGUGCAACACUGAACAUGGAGAAGGUGAACCUGUCUCUUGAAAGUACUGAGCUAAAUGCCCAGAAGAGCAAACUAGAAACAGAUUGCAGAGAAGGGUCUUCACAACUGAAAAAUAUGGAGAAACAGUACACAGAGUUGGAGAACAGAAAGCUUUCACUGAAGGAGAACUGCAAGGCAUUGCUGAAGAAAGCAAAGGACAUGUGUAAUCUGGAUCCAGGCAAGAAUGCUGUUCCACAGGAGCUCCAGUCUGGGUUCCGUAAGCUUCCAGAUACUCUGGAUGAAAUAGAUGCUUUACUUCAUGAGGAGAGAUCAAGAGCCUCCUGCUUCACUGGCUUAAACGCUUCAGUUGUUGAUGAGUACACAAAGAGGACUCAGGAAAUUGAGAAUUUAGCAAAAGAACUAGAAGAAAAGAAAACUGAAUUAAAUAAUUACAGGCAGAAUAUUUCCCAGGUAAAAGAAAGGUGGUUAAAUCCACUGAAACAGCUUGUAGAGCAAAUCAAUGAGAAGUUUGGUGAUUUCUUCAGUUCCAUGCAGUGUGCUGGAGAGGUGGACCUACAUUCAGAAAACGAGGAGGAAUAUGACAAGUAUGGAAUUCGCAUUCGAGUUAAGUUUCGCAGCAGCACCCAGCUCCAUGAGCUCACUCCACAUCAUCAGAGCGGAGGCGAGCGCAGUGUUUCCACCAUGCUGUACCUGAUGUCUCUGCAGGAGCUCAACCGCUGCCCUUUCCGAGUAGUGGAUGAAAUUAAUCAGGGUAUGGACCCAAUCAAUGAACGGCGAGUUUUUGAAAUGGUGGUGCGCACAGCUUGCAAGGGAACCACUUCUCAGUACUUCUUUAUUACACCCAAGCUGCUGCAGAAUCUGACAUAUGCUGAUGAGAUGACUGUCCUGUGCGUUCACAAUGGGGUACACAUGCUGCCUCCUUCCAAAUGGAACUUAAAAGCUUUCUACAGAAGACGACAGCGAUUUCAGCGGAUGUUGGCCCAGUGAUGAGAGCUUCAACCUCUCAGUGCUUUUCAGUGCACAGCUCUUGUUCUCUUUGUGGAAAUACCCGUUGAUGAGAUGCUAAUCUACUUCUGUUUUGUUCAGUAAGUCAGUUAACUGCAGUAUCUGUGGAAAGUGAAUGUUUAUGGAAUUCCAGUAAAUUCUAAUGUGUAUUCUGUAUAUAGGUAUUUUAUAGUUAUUUACUUAACAAAAAACGACUUGGUGGGCUUAGCCCCCCCAGCUGGCUAUACCUGGAUAUGAAACUAAAGAAGUUAAAGUAAAAAAAAACAAAUGAUAAAAACAAGCUUGUCUGCAAAGAUGGUGCUUAUAGUAAAUACAGUACAAUCUAUGGUUAUCAAAAGCUGUUGGUUUAGUUAAUUUGUAUGCAGUGUUACAAACCUUAUUUGAAAGGUUGAUUUGUUUUGUUAUAUAAAAAAAUUAAGGAAUUGAAACAUUGGUAUUUUUUGUUAAACGCAGUACAUUGUGUUUGCUGGUUUAAGUGUUAUUUAUUAUUUAUUCAACUAUUUAUUAAUAGUUUAGGGGCUAUUUUGUGUUCAUGCCAGCAAUAUUGAAUAUUUCAACAGCUUUUCCAAAUUUUAGUUUCAAAAUCUAUAGCAUUUAAAUAUUGACAUGUACUGUGUUUCCAGGUUAUAGAUGAAAAGAAUAAUUAUCAUAGGACCUCCAAAAUUAGAUAGGAGCUUCCAAAAUUGUUAUCAUGUGGGACAAACAUUUUCCACUUUUGUAUGGCCACUAGAAACCACAUGUUAUGAGGUAGAUAUUAUGAAACGGGGAGGCCUAAGAAUUAGAUAAUAAAAAUGGAUUUUCAUGUGCCUACAGGACAAAUUCACAGAGCCAUUGAAAAGACAACAAUCUUCUACUGGGAUCCAUUGUUCUGUUUUAUUGAUUUUGUUUGUAGAUUGAACUGUGUUAUCUUGGUUUUCAUAUUAAUAUGUAACUACUGCAUAUAUUUUGUAUGCAAAUGUGUGUGUGUGGUUUUUAUGGUUUUAAAAAAAAUUGUCAACUGAAUUACUGAAAAUAGCAACUUGAUUUGCCAAUUGAAAAUCUGUUGACAACUCAAGUUCAUUUUCAUUAUUGAUAAGUUGUCAAGAAAAAAUGACUAAACUGCUUGUGCGGCCUCAAAACUGCCUGUGGAUUUAAUGGUUUCUCACAUUUGUUUCAGCAGAAAAAUUAAUGAAGAUCUGUUAAGACAGUGUGUUAUUUAUUGUUUCAUAAUAAAGUCGGACACACACUUUUAUAUACAUUACAUGCUGGGAUGCACCAGUCUGUAGCUCUUCUUGGUUUACAUGUUCUGUUCAAACAAAGACAAUAGAGUGGAAAAACCUCUUUAAAUGGAAAUGGCACAUGAACAAUCAACUGAAAAUCUCUCGCACCUGAUGCCUGCAUGUUUAGAUUACAGGGACAUUCCUAAAAAAAUGACAACUGAAUUGCUGUUGCUAAAUGUGCCAUAUGCACACUGGAAAAUUGACAAUUAUUUUAAGUCAUUUUAAGAUGGCGUCUGUUUGCAGUAAACAUGUUUCAGCAGCUGCUAUUGUAAUUGGAAUAAUUUUGAAAAGACGUUGGCGUAGAAACACUUGAAAGAAACAGGCAUGGAGCACUUGAUGCUUUGAUGCAGGAACUGCAUUUGGAGGAUCCUGCAGGAUUAAAUCAUUUUUUUAUGUAUGUCCCUGUCGACAUAUUAAGAUUUAUUGACUUGAGUCCGAUCACUGCAAGACAAAAUACAAAUAUGAGGGGGGCGAUUUCUGCUGGAGCGUCUGGUAAUCUCCCAGUUUUUUCGCAACAGUUUGUCUUUUACCUCCGAACAUAUUUGCUAAUGUCUUUUUUAAUUGCAGUCUUUAUAUUCUGCCCAUCUAACGUCCCAUGAACAUUUUCUAGCAUGCAGGGGAUCAAUUGUAAAGUGCCCUCAUGCAUCCACUUGUCUGUAGCCAUACUUCCUAUUUGGCAAAACUGAGAGUAAAAUCGGGUGAUUAGAUAAUGCAAUAUCAUUGGCUAAACAGACAGGCAUGUAGAUAAAUUGUCAACUGAAUUGCUGAAAAUAGAACAGUAGUCUAUUUCAGCAACUUGAUUCACAAUCGAAAACGUGUUGACAACUCAACUUGUGAAAAACGGUCCAUUUGAGUUACCAAGAAAAAGUUGCUUGUGUAUCCCUGGCCUUAGCAAAUCAAGUCAUAUGCUUUUAAAUUAUAGAAUUUCAAGUAUGUUGGGGGAAAAAAAUAUUGUUCCUUUUUAAAUUACGUAAUGACAAAGAUCUGCUAUCUGAAAACUAUGACAGUAAACAUUUCUUGCAAAGGCACAAGUAUGAAUGCAACUUGAUUUAGUUUGAAAAAUGAAAAAUAAUCCACAAAGCUGGCCACUCAUUUAAGUUAAACUUAAUAACAAAAGCUAUUAUGUGGUACAUAGACAUUUUAAUAGUGUUACUAGAUUAAUAGCAGCAUACAUUAACAUAGAGUAAAAUAACAUUAUUGCAUUGAUACGUUAGUCUGCUGGAUAGACUUUAGAGCACAAGUUAACAGUACAAUAUUUGUUUUAAAAUGUAUCUAUGUACAGGACAAUUACAAUGCAUACCAAGGUUUUAUAGUACUGUUUUUCUUUUUAUAUUCCCCAGAAAUAUUUUAACAUGCACUUAAUUAAAUACCCCCCUCCAACCAACCAAUGAAAUUAAUAUACACCAUAAUUAGCCAUAUUUGUUUCCAAAUAUAUUAUGCAGGAUGCAACAAGCAUAAAAUGCAAUGACAUGUUCAAUUAAUAAAGGAUUGUGUUUUAUCAUACAUACAAAACAAAGUAGGAGAACAGUUUGUCUAUUAAACAAACAUUCAACAUACAUUAUUAACCACAGUACAAAAAAUAUACAAUAUAAAAUAUACAAGUACAUAAACAAAAUUUAGCAGUGUGAAGAAAAAGUUGAAGCAUGCAGCACAUGGAUGGAUUGUGCUGGCAGGGCUAAGGAUUUUUUGACAGACUUGUAAAAAACAUUCUCACGUAGGAAAAA
This is a messenger RNA of Acipenser ruthenus (sterlet), 6250 nucleotides long. Its product is annotated as structural maintenance of chromosomes protein 5-like. Gene Ontology annotation, biological process: double-strand break repair via homologous recombination. The record is from RefSeq and is a predicted model, not a curated record. Bases 1 to 3249 code for a protein of 1082 amino acids. Gene Ontology annotation, molecular function: ATP hydrolysis activity; ATP binding. NCBI's taxonomy places the organism in Eukaryota, Metazoa, Chordata, Actinopteri, Acipenseriformes, Acipenseridae. The transcript has 24 exons. Gene Ontology annotation, cellular component: Smc5-Smc6 complex.